Naegleria gruberi is the source of this 1005-nucleotide messenger RNA. RefSeq lists its product as uncharacterized. Lineage: Eukaryota; Heterolobosea; Eutetramitea; Acrasida; Naegleriidae. The transcript is spliced from 2 exons. Gene Ontology annotation, cellular component: mitochondrial large ribosomal subunit. Gene Ontology annotation, molecular function: structural constituent of ribosome. The record is from RefSeq and is a predicted model, not a curated record. Bases 1 to 1005 code for a protein of 334 amino acids.
AUGCAAAAGCAACGUAUCACAAACACCGCCAAAGCUGUUCUUCUUCAAUCCGGCAAGAAUGCUUUGAGCAAAAACAUUUCUCCUUCAUCGGCUUCAGUAUUUUCACCUUGUUGUACAACACAAAAGAGAUAUUUACUCUGGGUUACCAAGGAAGAAGUUGAUAAGAGUGGAUACAAGACACCGAUCCCUGAAAAAGAUAUUCCAAAGGAAGUGAUUUAUAAUGGUCCAGAAACUUUGAAAGUAGCUUUUUGUUUGGAGAGGUUACCUCGUUUGGGUAAUGAUAUGCACCCUAUUGAGAAGGAAAUGAACGAGCUUCAAAAACACAAUAACAAUUAUUAUGCCAGACAUAAAUGGCUCGAUUAUACCGAAUAUCACGAAGAAUGGAUGAAAUUAAAGAAGAAGCAAGAGGGUCAAAAGAACGCUAAGAAGGAGGGUCCAGAUGUUCACAUUAAAGUACCAGACCCAGCUGAAAUGACUGAUAAACAAAAACUUGAAUAUGAAAGAACACAAGGUAAAGGAUAUAUGACUGAAGGUACUGACUAUUGGAUAAAGAAUUGGAAACCUCAACGAAGAUGGACAAAGGAUGAUUUCAAUGAUAAUAGAAAAUCAAUUAAUAGACAAUUAGAAAAUAGACUCUAUCUUAUUUUCAAAGAUAAGGAAACUGGUUUGUGGAAAUUCCCAGAAACUGUUAGAACUAAUCCACACACAAUGAGAUCAGCUGCUCAAGAAUUUUUCGGUAAACAAAUGCGUAAUCGUGUAAAUGGUCACUUUAUCAGCUAUUCACCAACAGCUCACUAUGUGAAUCCAUCAAACCCACUUGAAAAGACUUUCUUCUAUCGUGUUAUUUAUAUCGGAGGUGUUCCACCUUUCAAGCAAUUGGCUGAAUACUCUGACCAUGCUUGGGUUACCAGACAUCAAUUAGACGACUACAAAUUUGUCGACGAACAAUACAAGGAUGUUGCCUUCCAUAUGCUUUUCGAUGGUAUGCAAUACGUGAGUUACUAA